CCUGGGGCUGUGGCUGCUGUGGCUGUGGCUGCUGUGGCUGGUGCGUGGGUGGGGGUGGUGCCGAUGAGCUGCUGGACGACGAAGGCUGCUGCAGGUGGUGGUGCGAUGACUGCUGCGCCGUCAUUUUGGCCAUCCUGACGAGCAGAAUAGCAUGCAGGGAGAUGGAUGCUCGUUCUGGGCGAGUCUGUGCGCGCAUUGCUUACGUCCAUUGCGCCUCUUGCAGCUGCCGUACUAGCGCCUCCUCCUUCUUCCUGGCCUCUCGAGCCCUCCGUUUGGCCUCCUGGUCUUUUUGUUUGGCCUCCUGCUGAGUCCGCUCGAGCUGGCGGCACAGCUGAUCCACUCGAUGCUCGCUAUCAGAGGGACCGCCCGCAGUCAUCACCGCACCAGACCUACACAAGUAGAGAGCAAAGAAACAGAGUGAUCCAUGGCAUCAGUGUCCCUUCUGCCUGCCUGCCUUGAUGUACCCUGUGGAUGGCCCGCCAUUGCUGCCGUGUACCGCUCCGUCCGCCUGAGCCGCAGCGAAGGGGUCGGCUGCACUGCCCGAUGAGGCCGGCUGGUGUCUGUCGUCAUCCUCAUACUCGAAUAUGGGCGGCGGUGGCGGCACAUACAUGUCAUCACCACCAAUGUUAUCAUAGAACGGGUUAGCCGACAGCCCACCACCACCAGCCGCAGCCGCAGCCGCCGCAGCAGCCGGCGUUGGGCUGGACGGGAAGGGCUGGGGGAAACCGAAUGGAUGUGCGGAAGGAGCGCCGGACGCCUGUGGGCCGCCGUUGUAGCUGACAGGGAGAGGGGGACCCAUCGGAAGGAAAUCACUGCACAGAACAGCAGGCAAGGUGGAAUCCAUAGAAGCGUUGCUGACAGACAGACAUCCUGCCCGUGUUACCUUGGGUCGAUCGGUGGCUGUGGUGGGGGCGGCGGUGGAAAGGCCGGCGGGGGCGGCACACAGUACAUGUCUGCCUCGUCAUAGAAUGGAUCAGCCGACAGCCGACCACCACCAUCGGCGGCAGCAGCUGCAGCUGGUGGUGCGGCCCCGACAGGCGCAUGGGCGAAGAAGCGACUCAUCGAAGGACCAGCAGCAGACAGACUGCGGACACAGCGUAGGAGAAAAGCCAUCAUUGCGAUCCGAUCACGGCGUUCACUGUCUGCGGCCAUCUCACCUCGGCCUCUCGGCACGUGUCGGCUGCUGUUGGUCGUCUUGUCCAGUGUGCCGCUGCAGCGAUGGCCCGUUGCGCAGCUCCUCGGCCGACGGGAGUCGGGGGAAGGGGAUGGAGGGAGGAGGGGACGGCUGGUGGGCAAACAUGGUCAUGAGGCCCCUGCCCGCCCCACGACCUCCCACAGGCCGAAAGGGAGGCGACGCACCGCCAGAUGGACUGUCAUCGUCAGACAGCAGUGGCGAUGGACGCUUCGGCAGAGGAGGGGCCAUCCGGCCAUUGCCAGGUGACAUCUUGAAGCGGCCCUUGGGGAACUGGGCGCUUGAGAGGGGAAUGGGGGCGGGCAUCCGGAUGGGGGCAUUGCCGCUGCGAUAACGGGGCUCAUUGGCGGCAGGUGUUGGGCGCCCCGUCUGAUUGGUCCUGAGUGCUGGUGGGAGUGAGGGGCGGGGCGGCUGACUCGGCUGAAGUGUGGGCGUCGGUGUGGGCUUGGUGGCGUGUUUGGCCUGAGCCUUCUUCUUGCCCUCGCUCAGCUGUUGCCGUGCAUGUUGUCCGAACGCCGAGUUGAGCAGCAUAGCGUCGCCGUCUUCAUUAUCGCUGUCACCGUCGCUCCCACCAGCCACCGACUUCGCUGCAUCGCCACCAUCACCAGGCAGGUCGCUGCCCGCAGCGGCUGACACGGAUGGCACACCAGACGCACCAGACCUGCAAAGAAAGAGAUCGACACGCUCACAGAGGAAGCGAAUGUGUCAGGGCAUCUCGUCAAGUGGGUGGAUUGCUCACGUGUCGGCGAUGGACGAAGAGGGCUCCGGCUGACUCGCCUCAACCUCAUCCGCAGCAGAAGCCCGACUGCACACACACAGACAUGAGGCAAACACUCCCGCCAGCCAUGGUCUGUGGAUGGCUUUCCUACCUGGUGGAUGCGGCAGUGGAGGGCACUGACGGCUCAAUCACCAUAUCGGAGGGCCUCGCCGCAUCCUCACCUGCAGCCUCCUGCUGCUCCUUGCCGCCCUUAUCCUUUUUGCCCUUGCCCCUGCCCUUGCUCUCGCUCUUGGCUUGGCUGGCCUUCUGGUCCUUUUUCUCUUUGGCCUCCUUCUCGCGUCGCUCCUCCGCGAGGAGGGCCUCUUGCAUCCGCUUCGCCUUGGCCUCCUGGGCCGCCAACUGGGCCGCCGUCAGGGGCGGUGGGGUGGUGGGCUUGGCCUUGGUGUCUUUCUGGUGCUGCAGGGCGAGGCCAUCGAAGAAUCCCAACACCUGUAUAUGGGGCAGAGCAGAGAGAGGUGAAGAGGAGGACCUCGUGCUGUGCAGGAGUGCUGCCUACCAGUUGUGAGACCUCCAUGUCACUGCUGUGGUCACGCAUCGCCUUGACCGACUCGAACUGACAUGGCGGCACACAGACAGUCGGAAAGGCACAGCACACACGACCCUCGGUUAACGUACCUGUAGUAUCUGCCCGACGAUGGGAUUCGGCGCGCCUCUGGCGACCUGCGACCUGCCAUGGCUGCCAUUAAUCACACAGCCACAAACAGACACACUCAAUCACACGUCGGGCUUUCUUGGCUGCAGCACAUGGCUGACCUGACGAUGCUGCUGAGGAUGUCGACAGCAGUAGCGCGGUCAGUGUCGUGGAAGACGUCUGCGGGAAGGAGCUGUCUUCUGGCGUCUUUGAGCAGCACGUCACAUAUCGCCUCUGCCAGUCCAUCGGUCCCCAACACCUACACACAAACAAACGCAACACGGCACUCGUCAAAUGAGAUGGAGGUCGGUGACCCUCCUUUGCUGACCUUCCGAUCUCUCUGACUGAGUUUCUCGAUACAGCGCAUGCAGAGGACCAGCAGCUGCAUGUCGAUCCUGUCGGCCCUCUCAAAGAAGAGGAUCAGACAAGUCACGAACCUCGACUCGAUAAAAGCGCCAGCGUCCCCAUCAUCUGCACACCCACACACAUGGUUCAAGGAUUGUGGGAGGUGCACCGACUCACUGACUGACGGACGACCUAUCAUGGCCAUGGCUGGGAUGACCAGAGCAGUCGUGAUGCAAUCUGCCAAGGAGCCCGAUGACUCCUUGUACGCUCUGUAGUCCAUGUCCAACGCGUUGGCCACCCGAUCCAACGCGUCUACCCCCAGGACGAAGGCGCGAAGCGGCUGCAUCGGGGGCGGGGCAGCACCGAGUGUUUUCACCACUCCCGCUUGCUCGAUGUACUUGCCGAAGCCACCUGGCUGCAAAGGGCCACCUGCACACACAAAUCCAUCUUUACCCCACGAGCCAUCAGUCUCUUACACCUCAUACCUUUCUUCUUUCGCAUGCAGAGGAUGAGAGCGAUUCUGAUGAAGACCCCUGAUGUGGGGAUCGCCGCGAAGCACAGGGGAGAGGCAGGAUCGGACGCCGCGAUGAGGGCCACCAGCCUGUCCAGAUGAGCGUAGACGUGUGCGUUGAGAGCCGCUUUGAUGGCCGGCCACUCCUCCACAAAGUCUGCCAAGACACAGGACAGCAGCCUCGUCCAAAGAACGCAUCCCACGUGCACUUUCCUCACGGUCGCGAGGGGAGUCCCACAGAUAGUCUGCGGCACACAUCAGUGGCAGUACUAAGAGCCUCGUCCUCGCUGAUUGCUCAUCUCGCAGCUGCGUCAGGCUCUCGACGAAAAUGGAGAAGGACUCGAGAACGAGUUGAAUUGACGGGCCGAAGGGGCUGGGCUCGAACAGCGACUUCAGCAUUAUGACUGCCUGGUUAGCGAGAUGUGCGUGUCUGCACCCCCGAAUGACAUCCAUCGCCUGCCGGAGGGUCGUUUGGUGGGUCUGGAAGAAGCUCUCGCGAAGCUGGGGCCCUCCUGCCGCCUCGAGGGCGGUGGCCGCGUGAAGAGCGUAUUGCAUCAGGUGCAGUCUCACAUACGUCACGACGUCGACGGGCCGGGGCAGCGGCUCGUCGCAUGACGAUGCCUUGACGAAAGCAUGCGCGAUGUUGCUGUCGACCUCCCCGCCCAGGUCGCCCCCCUCCCCUCCUCCCUCCUCAAGCUCCCUCCACGUCACGGUCUCGAAGAUGGCCUGGACGGCCGACACACGAUCCGACGGGGCCAUGUGCUCCAGGAAGCCAUGAGCGAAGAGGCCGAUCAGCACGUUAGCGGCCGCCAGCUGACAUUUCUUGUUUCCGCUAUCCGCCAGGCGCAUCAGGACGCGGCGGAAAAGUCCCCCCCCUUUUCCGAACCUCACGGCCAGUCGCUUGGCCAAUGCACUCGUCACAUGAACAGUGAUGCAUUUGGCUGCCGCAGUGAACGUCUCGAUAUUGUCAGAUAGCAGGCCGUCCACCAACGCAUCGAUGUCGACGGGCGAUGAGGACUGCGGGGAGGAGGAGCGCCGUGGCGAGAACGGCCCUGACGUCUGAUGGGUGUGCAUGGCUGUCUUGUGGUUGGCUAGGCGGUGGGAUGGGUCCAUCGCAGGGGAGCUGCUGCACACGGUGGCCCUCUUGGGCAAGGAUUCAAUGAACAACGACGCCUGCACAAACGAGAGGAUGGUAUCAGCAGAGAGGUAUCCAUCGACUGGUUUUGUGUGGUCGUGCGUCCAUCGGCUCAUGUGCGAGAUCGUGUGGUUUCGUUGGCUGCGUCGCUCACCUCUGCUGAAAGGUCACGGCGGACUCGCAGCUGCUGUAUCGCCUCGCACUGGCAAUAGACCACAGACAGACAAACAGACAGACACGGACACAUUGCGAUCGACUUAUGGCCGCAUGAUCCAUCUUCCCCGCUCGGUGUCCACCUGAACGAUUUGGUCGACGAACGGGUUUCUUGUGGCCAUGCCCUCAGUGACCAAUUCAUCACCACACCUGCCGGACAGCCCAUGACAGAUUCAGAUGCAUGCAGCGUGUAGGGCCAACUCCCACCGUCUACCCGCUCACUUGAUCAGCUGCUGCAGAAGGCCCAGGAUACAGUCGACAGGUGCCACAGAUUCGGCUAAUAGCUGGCAGAGAGCUUCUACCACUCGAUGGCCUGAAUCAAUGUCGCCCGAGCCUGUGAAGGGAAGCACAGCACACACCCAACUCUGUCUUCAUAUGUUCGCUCGUGGCCCGUCCCGCGCCUCUCUCUCGCUCUCUCUCCAUGGUCAUCCUGUCUGACUUGUAGCUGAUCUUGCCGGUAUCUUCAAACAGGCGAGCAUUGUGGGGUGGAAGUUUGACCAUAGCUCAGUGUCGUUGUCAGGAAGGGCGUUGGCCGCUUUAACAGCUCUGAUGAUC
Molecule: messenger RNA, 5360 nt
Organism: Vitrella brassicaformis
Lineage: Eukaryota; Vitrellaceae
Source: the annotation of a GenBank genome assembly